Molecule: messenger RNA, 496 nt
Organism: Telopea speciosissima
Lineage: Eukaryota; Viridiplantae; Streptophyta; Magnoliopsida; Proteales; Proteaceae
Product: thioredoxin H1-like
Exons: 4
Coding region: 64-441 (125 amino acids)
Source: RefSeq, a predicted model, not a curated record
UUUGUCUGGUUUUUUGUUUUCUGAAGUUUAUUAAAGCUUGGACAGUGAGAAGAAAAGAGAAAAAUGGCAGGGCAAGUGAUCAUUUGUUCCAACCAAAGCCACUGGGAGAACAAUAAGAAUUCCGGAAAGGUGAUGGCCUUCUUCACAGCUCCAUGGAGUGGGCAAGCCCACAAGCUAUCCCCGACCGUUAGGGAUUUGGCAAUGGAGUACCCCAGUAUCAAAGUACUCCAACUGGACAUGCGACACUUCGAGUCUCUUGCUAAUACAAUGAAAGUGGAAGCAGCUCCGGCCUUCUUAUUCCUGAAGGAUGGGAAACAGAUAACUAAGCUUGACUAUGCAAAGCCAGAACAGCUUUAUGAUACGAUGGAACAAUUGCAGGGCUACAUAAAUCUCAUCAUAUCAUCUAUUUGGGGAGGGGGUUUUGUGUUAGUUUCUUACUAAUGUUGUUACUAGGUGUGUUUUCCUUGUGUGAGAGAAAGAAUAAUUAGUUUCAAUA